Molecule: messenger RNA, 790 nt
Organism: Neolamprologus brichardi
Lineage: Eukaryota; Metazoa; Chordata; Actinopteri; Cichliformes; Cichlidae
Source: RefSeq, a predicted model, not a curated record
CAUGGAUGUAAGUACUUCAUCAAAUUCUCAGAUCUCUACUCUGGCUAACAGCCUUUGGCCCAGCCUGUCACCUUCUGGAGCUGGAUUCCCCACUUGGCCAGGACAGGCCACUCAACCCGCACCGUGCUGGACAGGCCAGCCAAACACACCCUGCUGGCCUGGGAUGCAACCAGCUCCAGUCUCUGUCCCCACUCCAAUUCCACUCCAAGCUCCCACUCAAGUCGUAACACCACCUCCUGCGCCAACCACAACUGUAGUUCCAGCUCCAACUGCAGUGCAGCCCUGUCAGCCUUGCUGGCCAGGCACCCAGUACCAGCCUCCUCAGCCACCAGCUCCAAUUCAAGUUCAAGUCCCAAAUCCAACUCCAACUCCAGUUCCAGUGCCUGCACCUGCUCCCAGCAUCCAUCCAAAUGUACCAGGCUGGCCUGCAAAUCCCGGCUGGCCCUAUAACCCGGGACAAUCAGGGUGGCCUGGGCAGAAUCCGUCCAUCAUGCCUCCACACUGGCUCCCACCCACAUCUGGACCUCUAAGCGUGCCAUACAACUUGAACCUGGCCCGAGGGGUGUAUGACAAAAUGAUGAUGACGAUCUUGGGCUAUGUGAAACCUAACGCUAAAAUGUUCACAGUGAACUUCCUGAGAGGCAACGACAUCGCCUUUCACAUCAACCCCCGCUUCAACGAGGCGGCCAAGCAGGUGCUUGUCCGCAACCACAAGCUGGGUGAACGCUGGGGUGCCGAAGAGAGAGACCUGAAGGGUCCCUUCCCUUUUGCGCUUGGGAGCCCUUUUGAG